CAUGUUUUAUGAUCUGUAAUGGUUUUUCGGAUUCUCCACCACAUCGAGAUACUGAAAAAUCCGUUAACUCUCGGCUUUCUUCCCCUGCUAUUUAUCUACCUGGACCAAAAUCUCACUUUUCAUUAAAACCGAAAUCCGUCUUGGAAACGGAGGAUCCGCCUAAAAAGGAUCCGGAAAAAGAUUGCCCGCCAUGUUUUAAUUGUCAACUUUCUGCAUUUCCGUGCUCUCACUUUUCUGAAUGUAACAUUUAUGACGGAAAAUGUGAAUGCCCACCCGGUUUUGGUGGAAACGAUUGUUCGGUGCCAGUUUGCAACUCCUUGGCUGAUGGUCGCAACAGGCUUCCUCGUGAAGUUAAUCAAACAUGUCAAUGUACUGAAGGAUGGGGAGGAAUCAAUUGCAAUAUGUGUUUAACUGAUUCUGUGUGUGAUCCGCUUGUUCCUACUAGGAGCAAUGGUACUUGUUAUAAAGGAGGACUUACCGUGCAUGAGAAUUUUCAAAUGUGUAAUGUGACGAACAAGAAAAUCUUGGAUAUGUUACCUGAUCAACCUCCUCAGGUUACCUUUUCCUGUAAUCGCAAAUCUGAAAACUGUGAUUUCCAAUUUUGGAUCAAUCAGACCGAAUCAUUUUAUUGUCACUUAACCAAUUGUUCAUUUUAUCAAGACAUCAAUAGUGAACAAAACACUACAGAAUAUAAGUGUGAGAAAAUUAAGUGUCAAUGCAUUGCAGGUGAAAUGUUGUGUGGGAAAGGUGGAUCUAUUGACCUUUCUGAUUGGUUGGUUGAGGAAAUAAACGGACCCGCUGAAUUUUCGUGUUACGGUUCCAAUGAUUGUCGUUUUUCUGAACCUGCCAUGGACCAAUUAAUAUUGAGUAUAUUUGGGGAUAAAUAUAUAUCUUUGGAUUGUUUUGGUGGAGAAUGCCUUCAUAUUAGCGAAGUGCCAAAACUCGAUAGACCACAUAAACCGGAUAAUACUAAUAUUAUUAUAGCGGCAAUUAUAGCUGUGUUCACAUUUGUUGCGGGAAUCUUCGCAGCUGUCUUUUACUUGUCUCGUCAUUGGAGUCCAUCAUCCUAUGGUCAGAUAC
This is a messenger RNA of Acaulospora morrowiae, 1080 nucleotides long. Lineage: Eukaryota; Fungi; Glomeromycota; Glomeromycetes; Diversisporales; Acaulosporaceae. The record is from the annotation of a GenBank genome assembly.